This is a messenger RNA of Westerdykella ornata, 687 nucleotides long. RefSeq lists its product as uncharacterized. The record is from RefSeq and is a predicted model, not a curated record. The transcript is spliced from 3 exons. Bases 1 to 687 code for a protein of 228 amino acids. Lineage: Eukaryota; Fungi; Ascomycota; Dothideomycetes; Pleosporales; Sporormiaceae.
AUGGACAAAAUUACGCAGCUCUUGAAUUAUUCUAAGAGCACUUGCGAAGCGCUGAUGAAGAGCGAAAAGCUCUGGACCGUAAUUGGUACACCGGACAACUUGGUAGCCCGCACGCGUACCAAUGCGGAGCAAAACAAACGGAAAAAGGCUGUCAUCGAAGCUGGUAAACGGGCAACACAGCGAAGGGCAGAACCAGGCACGAUUGGGCUGCGUGUCCAGCCAACCGGAGGGGUAUCAGACGGAGUACCCGGAGAAGCAUCAGAACUUGCCCCCAGCAUUAUUUCGGCAAACAAGGCCACCGUGCACCCGACACCGGCUCUACCCGUAGAUUGGGACACUUCGACUACGGCUUCACAGGGCGAAUUUAGUGCAUCUAAAUCCUUGCUUGCUGAUCACGAUAAUGUUUUGGCGCACGAAUACAACGAGUCGGUGCGUUUGGCGCCGGAAGCAGAAACGAAGAGUUCAGUACCUGCUCCUCGGGAAGGACCGGGUGGUUCAGAAUUGUUGGAUGUUGGAACGAUUUCACCGGUGAAGACAUCUAAAAGGAAGCGCUUUCAACGUUCUAUGAACAAGAUAGGAGCUAAACAGGCUCCGUCAGUUAAGGAAGAAAAUGGUAAGUCGCGUAAGGAGGCCGACGAAGAGUCAGCCGGCCCACACAUGUUGCGGACUAAACCUCGGAGGAUGUAG